ACCACGGAUGAAGCCAUAUCUGUAUAAGUUGUGUUUAUUUUCUUCAGUUAUACUUUCAAUAAUAUAAAUAUAAUGGCAGGAGCAAAGUCUAUAGUAGAUGCAGAAUAUCUGAAGCAAAUUGAGGGUGCUCGAAAAGAACUUCAUAAUCUUCUGAAGAACAAGCAAUUUGCUCCCAUCGUGCUUCGCUUAGCAUUUCAUGAUGCAGGUACUUAUGACGCUAAAGCAAAGACAGGUGGUGCAAAUGGUUCAAUUAGGAAUGAGUUGAACAGCCCUGCCAACAAUGGUAUCAAAGUUGCUGUUGACUUUUGCGAGCAAGUGAAGACUAAAUUCCCAAAGGUUACUUAUGCUGAUCUUUAUCAGCUUGCUGGUAUGAUUGCAGUUGAAGUUACUGGGGGGCCUAUUAUCCCUUUUAUCCCCGGUCGACCAGAUGCUCCGAAACAACAAGAUGGUGGAGCUCUUCCAAAUCCCAAUGGAGAUGCGCAACAUCUGAAGGAUGUAUUCUAUCGAAUGGGCUUGAACGACAGGGAUAUUGUGGUUCUAUCAGGGUCUCAUUCACUGGGUCGAGCAAACAAGGAUAGAUCGGGAUUUGAUGGUCCUUUCACCCAGGAUCCUUUCAAAUUUGACAAUUCCUACUUUGUAGAGUUGAGGAAGGGUGACAGUCCUGGACUGGUGAAAUUCCCCACAGACAAAGUUCUCGCAGAUGAUCCUUCUUUCCGUCAAUAUGUUCAACUAUAUGCUAAGGACGAAAAAGCAUUCUUCGCACAUUAUGCGGAGUCACACAAGAAGAUGUCGGAGCUGGGGUUCAACCCACCCAAGUUGCCAGUAAAAGCUUGAUCGAAGAUGCAACUAUGCAAGGCAGCAUAGACCCAUAAAUAAUUAAAUAAUUUAAUUGGAUACUCUUAUUUCCGAGGUCUCAUGCUUAAUUAUGCUAAUGUUUAAUUUGGGAUUAAAUUUCCCAAGAGUUGGACUUGUAUUAUGUACUAUUUUUAUCAAUGAACAUCCGUUUUCUUUCGAUUGUAUAAAUAA
Molecule: messenger RNA, 1026 nt
Organism: Beta vulgaris subsp. vulgaris (sugar beet)
Lineage: Eukaryota; Viridiplantae; Streptophyta; Magnoliopsida; Caryophyllales; Amaranthaceae
Product: L-ascorbate peroxidase 3
Exons: 9
Coding region: 73-834 (253 amino acids)
Biological process (GO): response to reactive oxygen species; hydrogen peroxide catabolic process; cellular response to oxidative stress
Molecular function (GO): peroxidase activity; heme binding
Source: RefSeq, a predicted model, not a curated record